Cokeromyces recurvatus is the source of this 3867-nucleotide messenger RNA. Its product is annotated as RNA dependent RNA polymerase-domain-containing protein. The coding region runs from base 62 to 3808 and encodes 1248 amino acids. Gene Ontology annotation, molecular function: RNA-directed RNA polymerase activity. NCBI's taxonomy places the organism in Eukaryota, Fungi, Mucoromycota, Mucoromycetes, Mucorales, Mucoraceae. Gene Ontology annotation, biological process: siRNA processing. Gene Ontology annotation, cellular component: nuclear RNA-directed RNA polymerase complex. The transcript has 3 exons. The record is from RefSeq and is a predicted model, not a curated record.
UUUAUUUAUUUUUCUUCUUCUUUUAACUUAUUAUUCAUAAAAAAAAAAAGGCUUCACUAUAAUGACAGUUUCUUUAAAUCCUUUCAUUUCACGAUGCGCAAAACAAAUUUACCAUAACUUGAAAUUAACAGAUCGUAUUGGUUUAUUGUCAAAUGAAGUCUUACCAGCAGAAGUUAUUAAAAUGCAACAAGUACUCUUACUAUUAGACCAAGCAAAAUUAGAAUCUUUAGUUAAAAAGUUUUUGCAAACUAUAAAUCCAAAUAAAUCACUUGAUGAUUUCAUGUUUAUGUUAGAUUCAGAACUUAAAGUCUUUUCAGCAGAAGACGAGGAGUUUACAGACGACAUUGAUGAGAAUAUUUUAGUCGAACUAACAGAACAAAGCGUAAAGAAACGAACCCGAUCACACAGUGAAGACCCAUUUAAUUCAAUAAAAAAGUUUAAACCUACACCUGAACAUUAUAAUACGGCCCAUACUACUACUGCAAUUAUAAACUUUUUUUCUACUGAUACCCUUAAUUCGGAAACAUAUAAUAUCAUUUGCAAUCCUGCUGGCUCUUCUAAAUUAUUACAUAAUGUACCGUGGAUCAUUUUAUACGAAAUUGCACGCUUUAUACACGCUUAUGAGAUCAGUUGGGAGGAUAUUCCAUUUGAUGCUUUUCAAAUGUUUUUAAAUAUUGGCAACACUGAACCUUCUCAACUUUAUGAAACUAUGGUAAAGUGGAAUCAGGAAGUUAGGUUGGGUUUAAAAAUAAAUGCUCUUGCCUAUACUUCGAUGGAAAGAUGUCCUGAUAAUGUUUGGGCUCACAUACAGCAACUUCAAAAGGCCUCCUCUUUAUCUGAAUCUAAUUUAACUCCUUGUACUUCAACUCCUGCUUCUACUUCCGCUUCCACCUCCGCUUCAUCAACUCCUUCUCCUCUCUCCCCUAAUCUCUCAUCCCCUUAUAAUCUUACUGCAACCAAGAAACAGAAUGCUAGAGUGAAGAACAGAAUGAUACAUUAUAGUGGUAUUCUGAAAUUUAAAAACUCGGCUAAUCUUCCAAGCAUCAGACUAAGAGCCCCAAAGGUAGAAGCAUCUAAUCGUUUCUUUCGUAAAUUUGGUCCAGAUCGAUUCUUAGAAUUAUCUCUUAGCAAAGGCAUACAUCCUUCUUUAAUAAAAGCUCACAUGAACUAUUUCCUAAAACCCUUUUUGUUUAUGCAACGAAUCUAUCAGUUUUUAUUUGUCAAAGAUGACACGCUUGUCUUGUUUGCCACAAGAGGCCCGGGUUUGGAACCUAUCAGUAUUCAGCAAGUCAUUGAUUGGCAUAUGCCGAUUACUGAAAAUUGGAAUAUGUCAAUGAGUAAAUAUGCAAGUCGUAUGGCUCUCGGUUAUAGUAGCAGUAUUCCAACAUUAGAGUUUAAACCAGAAGAAAUUAUUUACGUUGAUGAUAUUUAUUCAUCAACAGGAUCUGCUACUGAUGAAACUGCUUGUAUGACAGAUGGCUGUGGUAUUAUUUCUUGUUCAGCGAUGCGACAAAUUAUGGGCUGUCAAGCAACAGAUGAAUUACCUUGUGCUAUUCAGGGUCGUAUUGCGGGUGCGAAAGGUAUAUGGAUUAUCUCACCUGACCUUGACUUCACUUCUGGUAAUUGGAUCAAAAUUCGUGCUAGUCAAAAUAAAUUCAAGACAGGUUUACCCCAGAAGGAUUUCAGCCUAGAUCCUCAUCAUUAUACAUUUGAUCUUGUCAAAAACUCUAUUUGUGUUUAUCCUUCCAACUUGAACACACAAUUUAUUCAGUGUUUAGCUGCGGGUGGUGUUCCGACAGCUGUCUUUGUAGAGAUCUUGAAGGAGUAUAUUCACCGAUUAGCAACUAUUGUGACUGAAAAUCAAAGUGUUGAAGUCUUAAGAGACUGGAUUACACGUAUGGGUCAUGUCAUGAUGGGGAGAUGGGAAGGUGAAUCUAAUACAGAAAAGGGGCUUUGGCGAGACCUUAAUUCAAGCUCUGCUGGACUUGAUGAUGAAAAUGAUAGUGGCUUUUUUACAAUUAGUUCACCUGACGAUGAUACUUAUUUUGACGAUCAUAAUAUAGCUGAAUCCAAUGAGGAUAGACCCGAAUAUGACUGGCGUACUCGAUUUGCUAACAAUGAUAACCACUAUUUUCGUCUUAAUCGCUACUCUGGGUCUCCUGCUAGUCUUCAUGAAGCUGCUAUUCGUAUGCUGGAUUCCGGGUUUGAUCUCUCAAAUGCUUAUCUUGCUUCACGAAUCACGAUGGUCUUUCGGCAGGUUAUGCAAUCUAUUACAACAAAAUAUAAAAUUGAGGUACCUCAAUCGUGUACAGUCACCUGUAUACCUGACCCUACAGGAACACUUGAGUCUGGUGAAAUGUUUUUGCAAUUAUCAAAUCGACGUAUGGAUGAAAAGACGAGUAUACCUGUUGGACAAAUAUUAGGUGAAGUGAUUGUUACGCGUAAUCCAUGUGCUCUUAAAAGUGAUAUACAAAAAGUAAAAGCUGUUGAUUGUAGUGCUUUAAGAAUGUAUAGAGAUGUUGCUGUCUUUUCUGUGAAAGGUGAAACCUCAUUAGCUAGUCAACUUAGUGGUGGUGAUUAUGAUGGUGAUAUUAUAUUUUGCUGUUGGGAUGAACGUAUAGUAAAGCCCUUUAAAUCAUCGCCUGUAAUUCCAGAAUCUAAUAAAGUCAAGGAAGCAUUUGAUAAAGACAUGUCAACUGUAGGAAGAGAAGUAGGAUCACAUGAAAACACUGAAACAGCUAUUCAGAAAAAUUUUAUUUCAGUGACGAUACCCGAUGGUACUCUAGGUAUAUAUGAAAACUGGAGAACUGUUUUAGCAGAAACAACCAAUCUUGACAAUCCAGAUGUUAUCUAUCUUGGUCAUAUGUGUUCUAAGCUUGUAGAUGCUCCUAAACAAGGUCUUCGUCUCAAAUCAAUCGUAAAAAACAGAGAUCGCGCCUCCUUUGGAGACAUUCCACAUCCUGCUUGGUUUAUGGAUAAAAAGAAUAAACAACGUAAUCAAAGAAUUCGAAAUUACCGAGAGGUGAAUAAUGUAUAUGCUUUACAGAACGCACCUUUAUCUACUACUAUGGAUUAUCUUUAUGACACACUUAUGAAAGAAACAGCAGCUUUUACGAAAUACUCACGUAGCAUGUUUCUUGAUGAAGAUGUUCCUUUUAAGGAUCCAGAUCUUAUUGCUCCUUGGCUCAAAGCACAAGAACUAGCAAAUCAAUUAAAUGAUAUUGCUCUAAAAGAUGAUCUUCAAUUAAUUGCUCAAGCUAUUGAAAAGAAUCGUCAUGAUUACAACAAGCAAUGUUGCGAAUUUGAUAUGCAAAAACAACAUUACAUGGAUAACAUCGGCAAUCCUAAACAUUAUAUUGAUAGCAAAUUCGUUCAUGACUUUCAAAACCAAUUCACUUCACAUUUUGAGCUUGAAGAGUAUUUUGCUAAAGAAUUUCUCAAUACACCUUCCACGCAAAGUUUAAAAUCAAAUAUAAUGAUUUUUGAUAUCCAAGCCAAUGGUGGACGCAUGUUACAGAAUAUCAAGGCGAGCUAUGCUUAUCAAAUUAGUGUAAAUGCAAAUAAAUAUAGCAAGUAUUGCUAUAUUGUUGCCUUUGACUUUCUAAGACGUAUCAAAGCGGAUGCGAUAGCAAAACGACUAAAAGAAAAUGGUGUAGCGGAAACAAUCACAGUUCCUAUGUACAAAUGCUUGAAUAUAGAUAGAAAAUGGCUCAAGAGAUUACUAAAAUCAAAUAUUGUAAAUGAAAAAGAAAAGGUUCGACUUAUGCCAGAUAUCACGGCGGCAAUGAAUGGAGAACUAAAAAAAUAGAAAACCUACAUGUUAAAAGACUUUUUUUUUUUAUUUUUUUUUUUUUUGUUUUUUUUUUU